This is a messenger RNA of Camelus dromedarius (Arabian camel), 1825 nucleotides long. RefSeq names its product MGAT4 family member D (gene MGAT4D). Lineage: Eukaryota; Metazoa; Chordata; Mammalia; Artiodactyla; Camelidae. Gene Ontology annotation, biological process: protein N-linked glycosylation. Gene Ontology annotation, molecular function: acetylglucosaminyltransferase activity. The coding region runs from base 19 to 1149 and encodes 376 amino acids. The record is from RefSeq and is a predicted model, not a curated record. Gene Ontology annotation, cellular component: Golgi stack; endoplasmic reticulum-Golgi intermediate compartment; endoplasmic reticulum. The transcript has 12 exons.
GCCCGCCCGGACAGCUUAAUGAGGACCAGGCACGUGAACUUGUUGAUAGCGCUCGUCGCCGUUGUGCUCUUCAGUUUCUCCUGCUUCUGCAUCUCCAGGAUGACUCAAACCAGUAAUCAAUUAAUUAAUUGUAGAAACCAUAUUUUGGAGUUUAAGGAAGGUAUACUACAUUUAAAAAACAGAACUGAAAGAAAUCGCCAAGAGCUGAUUAAAGCCUUGAAUAAAAUCAAAUAUGAAAUCACACAAGGAGAGAAUAUAUCAGUAAAUUCGGUUAAGAAGAAAGUGAAUGCAUUGGAUAGGAAUGAAACAACCCCUAAUGCAUUUGAAGUCCUGAAGUUCUUUUUCCCUCAUCUAAGGAAAGUAGGCAGAAUUUAUCCUGAUGUAAUUAUUGGCAAAGAGAAAACAGGUGUUUCUUUUGCACUGGGUAUUUCCACUGUUGACAGAGGAAAUCGUAGUUACCUGAAGCAGACGCUGACCUCUGUUGUCUCCAGGAUGACUCUUUCAGAAGAGAAGGACUCCGUGGUGAUUGUCUCUGUCUCAGACAGUAACGAAGAUUAUUUAAAAUCUGUGGUUGACAUGAUUACAAAAAAGUUCAAAAGGCAACUGAAGUCUGGAUCCUUAGAAGUCAUUUCAAUACCUGCUUAUUUUUAUCCAAACAUGUUGCAUACCAAGCAAUCAACUGAGGACUCACAACAACUAGAGAGUUGGCGAAUCAAACAAGUAUUGGAUUUUUGUUUUUUGAUGCUGUAUGCCCAGCCUAAAGCCAUGUAUUACUUACAGCUAGAAGAUGGUAUUAUAGCUAAAAAGAUGUACCUUACAAAAAUCACAGAUUUUGUGCAUAAAAUCACUUCAAAGAAUUGGUUUUACAUUGAGUUUUCAAUUCUUGGAUUUAUAGGAAAGCUAUUCAAAUCUGAGGACUUAACUGACUUCAUACGUUUUUUUUUAAUGUUCUACAAAGAUAAACCCAUAGACUUGCUCUUGGGGGACCUUUUUCAGGUAAAGAUGUGUAAACCAGGAGAAACUCUUGAAAAAUGUACAGAACGAAAUAAGCAAAUUCGUAUUCGAUAUAAACCUUCUCUUUUCCAGCAUGUGGGUAUACAGUCAUCAUUCCCUGGAAGAGAACAAUAUUUCAAAGAUAUCUACUACUAGGAAUUUCAUAAUUCUAAUACCUUCUUUAAAUGGUCAGAAGCAUUCUUUGGAAAAAAUGGCAUCACAAGGAUUAGACUAUUUCUCAACUUUCUUCAUAGUGGAUAAGAGAUUUUAUCAUAUUUAAAAAAGUUAAACCUUUAAUAAUAAAAUGAAAAUAUGAAGAAAAAAGCUUAACAAGAAGAAACUCCGUAAUACAUGGAGCUUCAGAUCACCAUGAUUUCUAAUGGUAUCUUUCAGAAAUUGUAAUAAUGAAAAUACAUAGUUAUAUAGAAGAGGAGAAAACAAUGAACAGACUAGUAGACUUGAAAGUAUUAAACUACGUCUUACAUCAAGAAAAACUAGAACAUUUAUUUAUGAUAUUUGUACCUUUACGAUUCCUUAAUAUAAAAAUAGUAAAGGCAGGGAAGUUUUUAAAAAUUAAGAAAUAUAUUUUGUUGACUUAGGGAUGCUAUCAUAUACUCUCAAUAAGUCGUUGAAAGUUCAGAAACUUGCUAUUGUCAUGGACAGGUUCUGUGUGAACUGGUGUAUAUGCUCUUAUCCAUUUUGUUAAGACAUUUAAAAUAGAAAUUUAAAAAAAUUUAAAAAUAAAUAAAACAGAACAAGUUUAAGCAAGUCUGGGUCUGGCAGUGCCACAGUAUCUUCUUGUCUUUUUAGUAUAUGCAUUUAAAACUCUAAA